Molecule: messenger RNA, 2038 nt
Organism: Toxorhynchites rutilus septentrionalis
Lineage: Eukaryota; Metazoa; Arthropoda; Insecta; Diptera; Culicidae
Gene: chic
Product: profilin
Exons: 4
Coding region: 248-628 (126 amino acids)
Cellular component (GO): cell cortex
Molecular function (GO): actin monomer binding
Source: RefSeq, a predicted model, not a curated record
AGAGGAUUUUCAACAAGCAAAGGCAAAACGGUUUUUGGACUUGACUGCCUUGCAGCUCGUCGGUCGCCAUCAAUCGUUUGUGUUAAUUCACCCCGUGUGCCAUUAAAAGCAAAAGCGAAGCACUCAGGUUCCAUCUUUUCUCCUCCCUUUACAAUAAAAUCUAAGCAAGUUUGCUCGAUUUGUGUAGCAAAUCCCUAGUGUGAUAAAUUCCAAUUUCAAGAAACACCACGGAAAAGAUCAAAUCACAAUGAGCUGGCAGGAUUAUGUUGACAAUCAGCUCCUGGCUUCCCAGUGCGUAUCGAAAGCGGCCAUUGCCGGUCACGAUGGUGGUGUAUGGGCCAAAUCAGACGGAUUCGAAGUAUCAAAAGAAGAGCUGGCGAAAAUAGUGCAAGGUUUUGACAAAACCGAACUGCUCACCUCAGGAGGCGUGACACUGGCCGGCCAGCGUUAUAUCUAUCUUUCCGGUACCGAUCGAGUGAUCCGGGCCAAACUGGGCAAGAUGGGGGUACAUUGUAUGAAGACACAGCAGGCUGUUAUAGUAUCUAUUUAUGAGGAGCCCGUACAGCCACAACAAGCAGCAUCAAUAGUUGAAAAGCUCGGAGAUUAUCUAAUUACCUGUGGUUAUUAGAAGAGGUAAUCUUUCUUACUGCUUUUUAUAAUUUAAACUUUAGAAACACAUUUGAAUAAAAAAAAAAUAAAGGAAAAAUGAGAAAAAAUCAUGAUACAGUAUAAGCUUAUUGCUAUAGGUUUGAAGUGAACGGUGAAAAAAUGAAAACAGUUGCGAAAACACUAUUUGUAAGAAUGAGAACGAGAAAAAAAGAAGAUUAUGAUUUUCUUCUUUUGCAAAGUCAAUAUUUAUAAGUUCCAUUUGCUAGUUUUUGUUUUUCUUGUUUUGAAAAGAUUGAGGGAUAAGUAAGAGAUCGAGAGAAAGGAUAUUUGCUGCUUUCACAUUAGUCUGAUUGAACAUUAUUUAUCCAUACUUCCUACCGAAGGUUGUUUGUGUUUGGUUCCUUUUUUGAAGCUUUUUUUCUGAAAUCAAUGUUCCCAUAAAUAAAAAACGUGAGGACUCGAAAUUUGUCAUUCAGGUUUGAUUUUUUAUUUAGUUUUCUUCUCUCUUUCUCCUUUAUUUACAGCCCACGGCGGCGGUGUGAGCGUAUAUCUCUUGUAUUUGUGUAAAAUCGUUUCCGUAUAUUAAGAAAUUGUAAUUUUGUAUUAGCUCAUUAAACCGUGCAGCAUCUCUUUAAAUUGGUGAAAUCGAAAGACAGAAAGAAGGCAGAUUACAAUGAUUAAGGUAAAAAAUCUGAAGGAAGGAAGAAGCGUGACCUUACAAUGAGAUCUCACAGAAUGAUUAUUCACUAACUCAUUCUCCGAUAACACAUGAGAUAAAUCAAGAGAGAACGAGGCAUGUAUAUUUGCAUGGGUUGUAAUGACAAAAACCGGGAGAACAAGAAAACAUGUAAAAUUUGAAACGCGAAGAAAGAUUUUGGGGCGGAAUUCGAUACCAUUUUUGAUGACAAAAAAUGGAAGGAAUGAAACGCAUAACUUACUCUACUAUCAUUAUCAUCCGUAAUUGUAUUAAUUAUUCAGAACAAACAGCUAGGGCACGAAACAGAUUUCGAUCAUUGAUUUGCUAAACAAAAAUAUUUUUCUUUGUCGGACAGCAUAAAUGAAAACAUGAUAUGAGAUAAACAAGCAAACACUAUGAUAAGCAUAAUACAAUGAUAAUAAAACAACAAGAAAAGGAUAACAGCGAAACAUAAUGGAAAAAUGUGUGUGAUUUACUACUAAUUUAACAGUAAGUGAAAGCAAAUGAAAAAUUAAAGAGUUUUUAUGUCUCUUUAUUUUUUAUAAAUUAUUGUAGAUUUUUGUGAUUAUAACUUAUACUUAUCUUAUAAUCGAAUGAAACAUGCUUAUGGUCUGUAGUUUUCAACAUUUCUUCCAAAACACAAACAUCCUUUUUCCUUUAUUUUCUGUCUAUCCAUUGAGCUACUUUUCAUCAAAGUCCUUUCAGAAAGAAAUAAAAGAAACUGAAAAGAUA